AGACAAAAAAGAAACCAGGAAGUUAGGAGGAAUUAUUACAGUCUGUACAGCUCAGGAUGUUAAAGGCGAUAACCUCCACGGCCUGGUUACUCAUUAGCAAGAAGGAAAGCUCCGGGGAGAGCAGGACUGGCUCAGCUGCAGGCUUGAAGCAGAGAGCAGCUGGAGCAGGCCAGGCUGGGAGCUUUUGCCUGGAGUCAGUCUCUCCGUAACUUUUUCCUGGGACAGGGAGAGGUGGCUGUUCUUUGUUCUCAGAUGUCUCUCUAAAUAAAACCCUUUUAAUUUUGUUUAUUGUUGGGUGCCCAAGCAGUCAGGAAGAAGCACCUUCCCACUGGACCUCCUGCUCAGUCCCCUCUUGAUUUUGCCCCAGGGCAGCAGCUACAAACAGAAAGCCAGCUGUGAGUGUCUCCUUGGCCAAGCCCAGAUCUUCGAGAGAGAUCCGAAGCAGGACUUUAUAGCUCGGUAUGGUGAGUUGCAGCUGAUUUGGAAGCUGUCUGGUGGAGGAGAACAGUGGCUCUGUACAGCUUGUGGGGAGAGGAUUAUCCCCCCACUUCCCCUGUACUACCAGCCAGAUCACCAUGGGCAGCGUCUGUGUGCGGCUCUGGGCAUACCUGCAGCCUUUUCUCCCCUGCUGGUCCCAAGAGGCAGACAAGUCAGUGGUGAUUGAGAAUCCAGGGGCCUACUGUCCCCCAGAGGCUCCCAGGUCACAAGAGCCCGAGAGAAGCCAUGGCCAGUAUUUUGUGGCUCUGUUUGAUUACCAAGCUCGUACUGCAGAAGACCUGAGCUUCCGUGCCGGCGACAAACUCCAAGUCUUGGACACUUCACAUGAGGGCUGGUGGUUGGCCAGGCAUUUGGAGAAGAAGGGAACCGGCUUAGGUCAGCAGCUGCAGGGCUACAUUCCUUCCAAUUAUGUGGCGGAGGACCGGAGUCUCCAAGCAGAGCCGUGGUUUUUUGGAGCAAUCAAAAGAGCAGAUGCAGAAAAACAACUUCUGUAUUCAGAAAAUCAGACGGGCGCCUUUCUAAUCAGAGAGAGUGAGAGCCAGAAGGGUGACUUCUCCCUCUCAGUUUUAGAUGAAGGUGUUGUGAAGCACUACAGAAUAAGAAGGUUGGAUGAAGGUGGCUUCUUCCUCACUAGGAGGAAAGCCUUUUCAACCCUGAAUGAAUUUGUGAGCUAUUAUACCACAACAAGUGAUGGGCUGUGUGUCAAGUUGGAGAAGCCAUGCUUAAAGAUCCAGGUACCAACCCCUUUUGAUUUGUCGUAUAAAACUGCAGACCAGUGGGAGAUAGACCGCAACUCCAUACAGCUUCUGAAGCGACUAGGAUCUGGUCAGUUUGGAGAAGUUUGGGAAGGUCUGUGGAAUAACACUACUCCAGUAGCUGUAAAAACUUUAAAACCAGGUUCAAUGGAUCCGAAUGACUUCCUGAGGGAGGCACAGAUAAUGAAGAGCCUAAGACACCCAAAGCUCAUCCAGCUUUAUGCUGUUUGCACUUUAGAAGAUCCAAUUUAUAUUAUUACAGAGUUGAUGAGACAUGGAAGUCUGCAAGAAUAUCUCCAAAAUGAUGGUGGGUCAAAAAUCCAUUUGAUUCAACAGGUAGACAUGGCGGCACAGGUGGCUUCCGGAAUGGCCUAUCUGGAGUCUCAGAACUAUAUCCACAGAGAUCUGGCUGCAAGAAAUGUCCUUGUUGGUGAACAUAAUAUCUACAAAGUAGCAGAUUUUGGACUUGCAAGAGUUUUUAAGGUGGAUAAUGAAGACAUCUAUGAAUCUAAACACGAAAUAAAGCUGCCAGUGAAGUGGACUGCACCUGAAGCAAUUCGUACUAAUAAAUUCAGCAUUAAGUCUGAUGUGUGGUCUUUUGGAAUCCUGCUCUAUGAAAUCAUUACUUACGGCAAAAUGCCUUAUAGUGGUAUGACAGGUGCUCAAGUAAUCCAGUUGUUGAGUCAAAACUACAGAAUACCACAGCCGUCUAACUGCCCACAGCAGUUCUACAGCAUCAUGCUGGAGUGCUGGAGUGCUGAGCCUAAGCACCGGCCAACAUUUGAGACCCUGCAUUGGAAACUUGAAGACUACUUUGAAGAAGACUGUUCCUAUUCAGAUACAAAUAACUUCAUAAACUAAACAGCAAGGAACAGUGAAGAAACAGAAUGAAGACAUGAAAAUGUGGGGCUCAUCAGUCCAGAAAUAUCAUCUACCCAACUAACUGUGAAAUCAGCUUAUUUUGACAUAUUCAGGUGGUAGAAUGAACUUACCCAUGCAUUCCGUAUCAAAAAGAUAAUCUGUGUAUUUUAUUGACUAGGAAACACUGCAGGACAGUAUAAGAUGAUAUGUCAUUUUUUUCCUCACUGCCUGGUAAAAUCAAUCACACUAAAAUGAAGUUUUUUUUUUUCCUUUUGAGAACUCCUCACAUUUCUAUUUAUUGUUUGAGAUGCCGAUCAAGAGAAUCAACAGAUGACAGUGUUUACUCGGUUACUCUUGUGGCAUUUUCCUGUUUACUGAUUAGACUGGUUAUUCAUUAUUCCUCAAAUUGCUGAAUCCCAUCAGGCUGUUAUUAUGAAGGAAUUUGAUUGCUUUUCUGCACAGCAGGACCUGUGCUUUGAGAUAUUUUUUUUUCUCUCUUUUAAAAUAUCCUGUAACUACAAUGAUGGCAAAGCCAUGUUAAAUGACUUGAUUGUACUUGAAGUAAUUGCACAUAUUUUUCCUAUGCAUAAGAAAAUGAAGCAGCUGUUGAGAAAAAGAAUUGAAAUCUUUCUCAUUUUGUAGAAGGAAAUGAUGGAGUUUGCUUUAUACCUCAGUAUGUGUCAUCGGAGAAUCAUCUGCCUUAGUUUUAAUCUCUUAAUGUCAGGAAUCAGGUUGCAAAGCCAAUGAAUUGUUAUGUAUGGGAAUAUAAGGGAACUACCACACUGCCUACCAGGUCUGAGAAAUAGAUAUUAAAGUGGCUUAGGGAAGCUAGCAGAGAGCUGGAGGAUUGCUGCAGCCUUCUAAGUAAUAAUAAAAAGUUCCUUUGGCAGACAGUCUCAUUUUAAAUUGGCAGCAAGACAGGCCAAGCCUUGCCGAACGUGGUUAUGAACUGUAGCUUUUGUCUGUUAAGACUGGAUGCUCUUGAGUAUCUUAAUUUUUUUCUAACCUUGGUAAGAACGUCCCUGUUUUCUUAGGCAAUGAGUUAUCAAAUGUUCUGUCUCAUUGGUUGGUUAGCAAGACUUCUCCAAAGUCAGCUCCAUAUAUUCCAGGAUCUUCUAAUGUGCAGUGCUGAAUGAACCUUCCAAAAGGAAACAGAGUAUAUCAAGUUUAUAUUUCAUCCUUCUUUAAGAGAGAAGAGAAUAUCUAGAUGGUCCCAAGGAUCCCCUGGGAAUUAAAGAAACAUGUCAGUUCUUUCAACUAGGAACUAGGAGGCAAAGUAUCAGGGAUUAUUAGCAGUUUGGUGAUGUCACUAUCCUAGCUGCAUUUCUGUUGCCAUGGUAAGAAUCCUGACAAAAAGAAACUUAGAGGAGACAAAGUUUAUUUUAGAAGGUUUACAAUUCUGGGUCAUUGCAUCACAGCAGGAAGUCCUAGUGACAAAAGCUUGAAGCUGAUUAUAUCACAUAUGCAGUCAAAGAGGAGAGAGAUAUACACUAUGUACAUGCAUGGCUUGCUUGCUUGCUUACUGUGCUCAGGUCAAUUUCUACAUUCUUAAAAAGUUUGGGACACCUUUGCCUAGAAAAUAGCAUGUCAUACAAUGGGCUGGAUCUUCCAGGAUCAAUUAACUUAAUUAAGAGAAUUCUCUACAGACAUGCCCACAGGCCAGUCUAAUACAGAGAACCACUGUCAAUUUAUUGUGACUCUUUCUGGGUGAUUCUAGGUGCUGACAAAUUGUUAAUUAUAGCUAGUCAUUAGACCACUUAAGACUUGAAUUCUAUCAAACUUUCCCAUCUACCGCAAGCAUCGUCUAUGUUCGACUGGUCACAGUUGGCCACCAGUGGUAAGUGUGGCUUUCUUGCAUUCAAGAAGACAAAAUAGGCAAUUUCAUUCUUAGGCAUUAUCCAAAGCUUCUUACACACAUACACACACACACACACACACACACACACACACACACACACACACACACACACACCAUUCCCAUUUUGGAGGGGAAGCAGGUGGCAAAUGCAGUCCUGUGGCCAAUGGACAGCUAUUGGUACAGUGAAUGUGAAUACCAAGUGUUGUUUGGCUUGGAAAAAAAUCUGCACUGAAGCUGGGGAUAUGAACUUCUCCAAGACAAGUUGCUUAUUUGAAUAAAAUUAGAGAUUAGUUGCUGGGUAGGUGUCCAUUAACCGAACUAUUUAAUAUGAAUUAACUGUUGGAAUUAAUCUAUGUACGUGUAUGCAUUCAUUUAUCAUCUCAAACAUUUCUCAAGAGUUUAAUCUGGAUCAUGUCUAAAGACUAUAGAUCUGCUCAGAGAAGGAAAAGCAUUUGUAAGAUAAGGUCACCACUAAUAUUUUAAUCAGUUGAGAGAGCAUGGGGUAGCUUCAAUUGUUUAUUUCAGAUCAUCUGGUUUAGUGUAACCAAGGAGCAGACAUUCAACAACUAGUUGUCUAAAAUGAAAUUGAAAACAAAAAAGGACUCCUUUUCCUGAGUUCAUCUCUUCAGGACAUAUUCUUCCUGGGGCAUAUGUAGAAAUGAGGGACAAUAUUCCCCUUUCAUUGUGCAAAUUCAAAUGCUGUGUACUUUUAUGUUGUAGCUGAUGAUAAUAAAUUUGUAGUAAGAUCUGGCUUUGAAAUAUAAAAUGGUUAUCCGUUCCUGCUUUAAUACCACCUGAAACUUGUUUAACUCACUGUGUUUGAUUCUUGGAGACAUUUAUGUUCAAGGCUCUGU
Molecule: messenger RNA, 4826 nt
Organism: Arvicanthis niloticus (Nile rat)
Lineage: Eukaryota; Metazoa; Chordata; Mammalia; Rodentia; Muridae
Gene: Frk
Product: fyn related Src family tyrosine kinase
Biological process (GO): protein phosphorylation
Molecular function (GO): ATP binding; protein binding; protein tyrosine kinase activity
Source: RefSeq, a predicted model, not a curated record